Westerdykella ornata is the source of this 869-nucleotide messenger RNA. RefSeq lists its product as uncharacterized. The record is from RefSeq and is a predicted model, not a curated record. The transcript has 3 exons. Gene Ontology annotation, cellular component: cytoplasm. Gene Ontology annotation, biological process: N-acetylglucosamine metabolic process. Bases 131 to 796 code for a protein of 221 amino acids. NCBI's taxonomy places the organism in Eukaryota, Fungi, Ascomycota, Dothideomycetes, Pleosporales, Sporormiaceae.
CCUGCAUUCCGCUCCAUCCCAGUCUCCAAACCCCAGCUUACCACAGUACAUCACCCGCCUUGGUCCUGAAUAGAUUGCUCCUCGUCCUAAUACUCCGCAAUAAUAUCGCCAGCCUAAUAACCCCGACGCCAUGCCCCACGAAGAGCCUCUCCCCUUCUGGCUCGUCAACCUCCCACGCGACCAAUGGCCCUCCGAAUGCCCGGACUUCCUGCGAGACUGUAGUGAGAAAGACCGCAGCAUCAUUGGGACGCCCGAUGCCGAGUAUACGAGACUCUCAUGGGACGAGUGUAGGGAGCUGAUCCGAGCCAAUCGCGUCGACAAGUUCCACAGAGUACCUUCCGAGUUGCGUCGCUAUCGCCAGUUUACGCACCGCUUGGUAAAGGAGUAUGGAUCCAUCUUGAAGUUCAUCGUCGACGAGAGGUUGAAGUGGACGGAUAUGAAGCCGCGGGGCCGACCGUUCGAAUGCGAAGACGACAUCAAGAUCCUCUACAACGACUGGCCCUACGGCGUAGACGAGAAGAUUGUGCACCUCGUCGUUUGGACCAAGUUCCCGCUGGACGAGGUGCCAGGGACAGAUGCCCUGACGCCGGAAGCGCGGCAGGGCAUAGAGGACUACGUGCAGCGGACCUUCUGCAGCAGAGUGAAGCCGGACCAUGUCAUUUGGUUCAAGAAUUGGGCGAGUUUGAAGAGCGUCCAUGCGGUUGAGCACUUCCAUGUCAUGCUGUAUGAUCCGGUCCCCGACUUCGUCAAGUUCAUCACCAACGGCGAUGCUCCCUUGGCCUCCUUGGUUUCUUAGACCAGAAUCUGCCAUAGAGAUACGAACAGCGAUCUUCGAGUGUCUUGUAACCCUCAAGGCUUUUAGAUGACUA